This is a messenger RNA of Striga hermonthica, 1557 nucleotides long. Lineage: Eukaryota; Viridiplantae; Streptophyta; Magnoliopsida; Lamiales; Orobanchaceae. The record is from the annotation of a GenBank genome assembly.
AUGGGCUCGAGUAUUAGCCGCCCCUGCUCUUCUCCUCGGGCUGGGCCCCACCGACGCCGUCGCCCGUCGAUCAGGCGCGCUCUCUCCUCUUUUCUCGUCUGUGGUGCCACCUCCUCAUCUCGUGAGAUAGAAGAUUAUCCAGCUGAAUUGCUGGUACAUACUGAUGAACAUGAAUGUGGACAGAAGUUGAGAUUCCAAAGAAAAAAUUCUGAUUUAUCCUUGGGAAACAGGAAUGAUUUGAUUACCAUUAGAAGUGAAAAUGUGGUCUCAUCUAAAAGAUAUUCGGCUGCCCAUGAGAAUGAUGCUCCAGAAAGUGGUGUGAGAAAUGUCGACUCUGCAAACAAAGGUAAAUGUUUGUCUGAAAGUAGAGAGUUGAUUCUUCCAUACCAAUCCACCAGCAGUUCCAGAUUUUACGAAAAUGCUAGCACUUCGUACGUAGAUCAGCCGUCGUCUUCUUCUCGUGUUUCUGCAAACAGUUGCAACAUGAAUGGGUUUCCUAAAGUUGGUGAUAAACUAAAAAAUUCAAGCAGCAUAUGUCAAGGUCACAGGGUACCUUCAUUGGACGAAGCUUCUGUUGGAAAUAAUGCCCUUGAAGAAGUUGAUUGCUCUAAUUCUGAUUUUUGUACUUCUUCUGUUGUUACCAGUUCACCUGUUGACUUCCGUUUGCUGAGGGAUGAUACCCUUCAGGACGUAACAACAUCAGGUUUAGGGUUUUUGGUGUCGGACAUGGAACAAAGUAGACAAGACCGGAGUCUAUUGCAUGUUGAUGUGGUGAGUAUAUCCUCAAAUAUAUUACAGUCUAAUUCUGCUGAAACAAGCAGUCGAGAAGCGAGAAGGAAUAGCAGGAGGUUAUUUUGGGAUGCUUUCGCAAGACGCAAUUCUAGGGGUCAUACAGAUUCCAGAACAUUUUCGUUCUCAUCAGCAGAUUCUGAUAAUGUGAGACCUCAUGACAGAUGCCUCCUUGAUUUAAGUGGUGGUUCCCUUAAUGAUGAAGUUGGUGGAGAUUUUAGUCCUCGUGAUAGUAGAACUCCAAGCAGUAAUGAGCAAAGAUGGAAUUCGAGAUCUGAGAUUUGGGAAAGACUUGGUGGAGGUCUUGAUUCAACCGACCAUUCAACUGCAGCCUGCCCUAGAGGUAUCCAUACUGGUGGCUCAUGCUCAUGCCUUUCCAGUUCAUCAGCAGAGGAGCCUGGAACACGUGCCGGCAUUUCUCGGAUAGUCAUGCUUGCUGAAGCAUUAUUCGAGGUACUUGAUCAAAUUCACCAACAGCCAAUGUCACUUUCCUUAUCUAUGGUCUCACUUCCUGCUCAAGAAUCUGUCGUUAACUCUUUUCCCGUGAAGACCCAUCGAAAGACAGAAAUGAAAUCUGCAGAUGAUGUUUCACAGUGCUAUAUAUGCCUGGCCGAGUAUGAAGAUGGAGAUGAAAUACGAGUUCUGCCAUGUCUCCAUGAGUAUCACAUGUCAUGUGUGGAUAAAUGGCUUAAAGAGAUACAUGGUGUGUGCCCGCUCUGCCGAGGAGAUGUUCGUGAGGGUUUCAUAGAGGACUCUAUUUCUAACUGA